Molecule: messenger RNA, 6635 nt
Organism: Cylas formicarius (sweet potato weevil)
Lineage: Eukaryota; Metazoa; Arthropoda; Insecta; Coleoptera; Brentidae
Product: protein eyes shut
Exons: 20
Coding region: 176-5002 (1608 amino acids)
Biological process (GO): establishment or maintenance of epithelial cell apical/basal polarity; heterophilic cell-cell adhesion
Cellular component (GO): protein-containing complex; plasma membrane
Molecular function (GO): calcium ion binding
Source: RefSeq, a predicted model, not a curated record
ACCCACAUGACGAAGGUCCCAUUUCCGGGAGUUUUGAACGGGGGUGGCGAUAACUUUCAAGUGUGAACAGUUUAGAACGAAGUUUGUUUUUGAAAAAAUCCUCAUUUUUUUUAUUACUAAUACGGAAUUGCGUAAAGUUUAUUUUAUAGGGACAGAAGCAUCAGAAGCAUGCGGCAUGUCGCAAACAGGUAGCGCCAGCCUAGGCCGCACCUGGCUGGUUGUUGCCCUGUUGCCUCUGAUAACGUUAGUGCCUGGGGUAUGGAACGGGUUCGCUUGUCUCAGCAACCCUUGCAUUCAUGGGGUUUGCCUGGACGAUUUGAACUCGACCUAUUUUUGUUAUUGCAUAGAUGGUUAUACGGGUUUUCAAUGUCAAACGAACUGGAACGAAUGCUGGUCUUCACCGUGCCAAAACGGCGGGGUAUGCGUUGAUGGUAUAGCCAGUUUCAACUGUACAUGUCCUCCUGGAUUUGUCGGCGAUUUGUGCGAAGAAGAUUACAACGAAUGUGAGAGUAAUCCUUGCUGGAACAACGGGACAUGUGUCGACGCCCCUAACGGGUAUAUAUGUCAAUGUCCACCAGGUUACUCUGGUACUCAUUGCGAGAUAGAUAUAGCCGUAUGCAAUGCGACAGGGGAGACGAGAUGUUUGAACGGCGGCAUGUGCAUCGAAGGACCGGGAGAUACCUUCGACUGCAAAUGUCAACCGGGUUGGGGAGGGAUUUUCUGCGACCACGAAUUAGACGAAUGUAUGUCAGCGCCUUGCCAAAAUGGUGGAGUAUGCAUCGAUUUGCACGCGGAAUAUUCCUGCGCCUGUCUUUUUGGCUACACCGGUAAAAAUUGCGAAGAAGUAAUACAAAUUUGCAAAAAAAAUCCUUGCAAAAAUGGAGCUCUGUGCUUGAUUGAAGACGGCGUAAACGUAUGUUAUUGUGUCCCGGAUUAUCACGGUGACUUAUGCCAGUUUCAGUACGACGAAUGUCAGUUGGGACCUAGAUGUCUCAACGGAGGUACGUGUAUAGACGGUACUGAUAAUUUCACAUGUUCUUGUCCGCCAAACUUAACUGGCGUUUUCUGCGAGUGCCUUAUAUUAGCAAACAAUCAUUUAGACUGCGAUUACGUAGCACCAAGUACAACUAUAAACCCGUGUCAACCAACGGUAUCGACCAAACCAACCAUCCAAACCAUUCCUACUAUUUACUCGAGUGUUUUUACCACUCCUUCGACGAGCACUUUUUUCACAUCUACGGGGACCACCAUCGAAGUGCCAAAUGCCACAAGUACUUUCGCCGAAACGACUAUGAUCGGCACCACAACCGAAUUAUUAAUUAAGUCAACAACAACUCAAGAAACUACAACUUGGGCGAAAAUUCCAGUCACCACGGAAUCCGAAACGACUGCCACUGAAUCAAAAACCACCGUUUCCUCUUCCAAUCCGACUUUCUCGACCGAGUCGUCCUCCAGCACAACGGAAAUUACAAACAAAGCGUCAUCUACGUUCGCGGAACCUGAAACCACCAUAACAGACGAGUCUACUACGACGUUCACAAUGACUGAACUGGAAAUUACCUCGACGCAAGUACCUGUUUAUUCGACUUCCAUUACACGUUGGAUCGAAACAGCUACCACCCUCUCUUCCUCAACUAUUACUAUCCCAACCGCUACCGCUAUUACUUCUACGAAUUCCGAUGUCGCCGUAUUCGAUAACUUUACUAUGUCUCCCACUUCGACGCCAUGGAGUACAUUCGGAACUAAACCCGAAACUUUGAGUACUACAACCGCCGUCUAUACAAGUAGCACUUCCUUUGCAUCUACUUCCGGUGGACCAACAACGCCGGACCAAAAGGAAACAAACAGAACUUUUCCCGAGGAAACUAUAGCAACGCAACCCUCGCAAACCACAUUUUUUACUAAACAACCAACCAGUACCGUAGAAACCGAUAUCCCCGGGUCCGCAACAACUCCAGAAUCGACCACUAUUACCUAUUUCGAUUGCACUUCGCCAAAAGGACAGUGCCAAAACGGGGGGACUUGUAUUUUUGUCGAACGGGGGCACAAGUGCGUUUGCCCAUUCGAUUCCGAAGGAGAGUAUUGCCAAAUCAAACUCGGUAUCAGAAGCGCCGCCUUCAAUGGCAAUUCGUAUCUCGUACAUGGUUUGCCGAACCCGCUGAACAUGCGGAUCGAGUUUGAAGCCAGAACCUUAUCGAGUAGCGGUCUGAUAUUUUUGGCGACCGUCGACUCUAGCUACAUGGCCUUAUACAUAGAAAACGGUUUUCUUAUGUUUAAGUUUUCUUGCGGGUAUCAGACUAUGUUACUCACGGAAAUAAAGGUUCCGGUAAACAAUGGGAUGCCAAUCAACGUUAAAGCUGGUCUCGAAUUAAUUAAAAAUGUAUCGCACUGCGACGCUGUGAUAAAAGUGAACGACACGCUAUCAAUGACGGGCGAUCAAAUGGCUAAAGUCAGCUCGUUUUCGUUGCAGCCUUCAUGGCUGUAUCUGGGCGGCAUUGCUAACAGUGUCUCGAAUGAUGAAAUACCUAAUGCCGGGUUCAUUGGGUGCAUGUCAAAGCUGAAGAUAUCAGGGUUGAAUGUAAACAUUUAUAAAGACGCCAAAAAUGGCUACGACAUAAGCGAAUGCUCUUCGCUAGCCUGUCUUUCGAAUCCUUGCAAAAACGGAGCUUCCUGCACGUCCAAGGGUGAGACUUGGACGUGUCAUUGUCCGAAUGGCUACCUGGGGAAAAUGUGCGAGUUCUCCACCUGCGAUAACAACCCCUGUUUGUUCGGAGGCACGUGCAUUCCGUUUUCAAGCAGCGGGUACAUAUGUCUCUGUCCGUAUGGAAAGCACGGCCACUUUUGCGAAAACGAUCUCAAAAUUACGGAAACCUAUUUUUCGUCUACCGUCAGAGGACUAUCUUCGUUCGUGGCCUAUCCGCUUCCGGAAGGAAUAUCGCAAACUUUGGAAAUUAAUUUUAGAUUCACCCCUACCACGGUGGAACAAAUUUCGUUGUUGUUAUUCAUCGGUCAGUCUGGGCAACACGAUUUUUUUUCCGACCAUUUGGCGGUUAGCUUCGUAAAAGGCUACAUCAUGCUGACUUGGAAUAUGGGCUCAGGUCCCAGAAGGAUUUUUACUUCGCAACCCAUCGAGAGAGGCGCUAGGGACUAUCACGUAAAGUUGGGCUAUUCGGGCCGAAGAGCUUGGCUGAUGGUGGAAAAUCUGGGAAACGUAACCGGUAGAUCUCCGGGAACUUCCGUGUCGCUAGAUGUAGCACCCCUCCUCUAUUUGGGUGGUCAUCAAGCGAAAAAUUUUUCCUCUCUUCCGCAUGAUCUUCCGCUUCACUCUGGUUUUUCGGGAUGCAUUUUCGACGUCGAAAUAAAAUCUGGUAGGGUAAUCAUUCCUCUGCAGGGAACGACCAAUGCCAUCGGUAGGGCGGUCGGUCAAUGCGGCACCACAGAGUGUUACGAAAGGAGCUGCCAAAAUGGCGGGGCUUGUCUGCACCACGGCAGCACUUUUAUGUGUCUGUGCCAAGAUAAUUGGUAUGGCCCACUGUGUACGUCCAGAUAUAACUUGUGCGAUAAGAACCGUACGAAAUGUUCUGGACGUUCCAGAUGCGUACCGCUGUUUUACGACUACGAAUGCGACUGUCCCCUUGGAAAGACCGGAAAAUACUGCCAGAAAGAUGACAAUUUUACGGAUAUCAGCUUUCCGGGACGAAGGUCAUAUUUAUCAUUACAUCCAUUAGAAAUGGACAGCUCGAAAUUAAAUAUCGAACUUCACAUAAGAGCACUAAACGAUCAUGGCCUAAUUUUAUUCAUGGGCAAGAAGGAUUCGACCUAUGUCUGCCUAUCCUUGCUGGACGGACUACUCGAAUUAAAAGUUCAUUCAGGUAACAGCGGACUUAAUACAAAAGACCAGUUAACAGUAAGAAGUUCAAAGCUGCUAAUAAAAGGGAUUUGGUAUGGUAUUCAGUUUGGAAUAUUCGGAAGAAAAGUUUACUUGCAAGUAGAUCACGUCAUUAACGUUGGAGUAAUGGAUCACGGAUUCCUUCUAAGCAUGUCAAAGGAAACCAUAUUUUUAGGUGGACUUCCAGACAUGUCGGAGUUACCGCUUUCGGCGACUUCCAGCUAUCCGGUUCCCUACACCGGGUGUUUAAGGAACCUGGCGAUUAACGAGCAAAAAUUCCCUCUAAUUGCUGAGAAUAUUCAACACGCCCAAAAUGUUAAGGACUGCGAUGGUACGCCGUGCGGUGGAGAAGUCUGUCAAAACGGGGGAACAUGCUGGUUGGACUCAUUUCUCAAACCUCGUUGCGCAUGCGUCGAGCCUUAUUCUGGGGAAAAAUGCGAAAUUAUUCCUGAAUGCAGCAACGCCACUUGCCAAAACCAAGGUCGCUGUCAAAACGCGGCAUGCUCGUGUAGGGUCGGAUUUGGGGGUGCCUUUUGCGAAACAGAAAUAGAGGUAAAAGUCCCUUCGUUUUCCGGACGCAGUUAUCUUCUGGUGAAAAAACUCGCAGAAAAGAAAAGGAACAUAAGGAAUGGGGAUAUUGAGAAAUUACAUUUAAAUUUUACCACUGCCAAAAGCGAUGGACUACUGUUGUGGGCGGAUACGGGUGAGAGCUUUUUGGGCAUGGGCAUUGAAAGAAGUUUUAUCAAACUUGCACACGGCUCCAAUCAGAUCGACCACGAAGUUAUCGAAAUUCCUUCCUAUUACAAAAUUUCCGACGGUCUUUGGCACAGCAUUCAGCUCGUUUUCGAUCCGCCAUCGCUAAAAUUUGACGGCAGACCGUUAAAUAUGCCUAUUAAAUACAAAGAUUCUUUGAAAAGGUUGAACCUGUCGGACGAAGGAAUAUUUUACAUUGGCGGAUAUCCAGCGAAUCACGCAUUACGCGAAGAGCAGAGUAGAUAUUUUCCUCUCGGGUUUGAGGGAUGCGUCGACGGGUUCGUCGUGAACAGUGACAAACCCAUUCGCGACUUCAGAUCUUACGAAGGAUUUAACGUUAACGUUUGUAAAAUUUUUUAAUGUGUGAAUCAAGUUCUCCGCCAUUAAAGAGAUAUUUUCAAAAUGCCAAAGAUGAAAUUCUAAAGUAACUAAGUUUCUUUAUUUGGUAGCGAGUUGGCAAAGUUUGACUAACGAUAUACCGUUUUUACGACAUAAUCCAGUAUUUAAGUUUAGUAAAUUUCUAUGAAUGUCUACCACAGGCCUACCUUGCUUGGGUUUCUUUACGCAAUUCCACAUUAACGUUCCAGAAUCGUACUUGGCUACUUCGUGCAUACAAAUACAUUCAACAAAAUUGAAUAAUGUUAGUAUUUGGAAAGAAAUAAAUUGUAAUAUGUAAUAUGUAUAUGGUAACUCAAUAAAUAUGGCACACUGAGUCUUGAAAAACAAUUGAAUAACAGUAAGUUGGUAAUAAUUAAUUACAAAGACAAGACGGAAUAGAGCUACCUCAAAUUUUCGGAAGAUUUAUAAAGAGCAGACUAAUAUGAAUUAAUGUAACAGUUUAAUCAAAGAAAAUUUCCCUAACCUUAAAAUGCAACAGUCCGCACAACAGAGUUCUUGUCGGCUAACACGGAGCUGGCUUGUAGUACACCUGCUGAAUGUCCUUUCCGCUUUACAACAGGGGGUCUUAAACUCAUUCCGAAGUCAAAACCAUAAAAGGUUGUAAAAACGGUACAUCUUUGGGCGAACUUUACUAGUGAACCCGACCUAAACUGGAACGGAAACGACGUGAUAGUAAAGUGAAGGCAAAUUUUACAAUAGAAAAAGUCUUUUCUAACAUUUUAACAUUACCACGACAAGAUUAUGAUCGUCGAAAAUAUUUUACACCCACUUCAAAAAUUAAAACGAUAUAGUAAAGAACCAGCAAACAGGUAGAAAAAUCCGCAUUACUACCCGUCUCUCUCUAAAUUUAGAUCGAGUUCACUGGUUGCUAGUUUUUUUUUAUUUAUUUUUCGCACCACCUCCGUAGUAAGUCUCUAGAAUGAGGUUUAACCAACAGAAAUUUAUAUUUAACGUAAAUUUUAGAAGUGGAAACUAUUUACAAAUAGAAGCGCAAUAUAGAGUACUUAUAGGUGUAAGUGUGAGUCGAGAAUAUUGUUUCCGUUCCAAUGUUAACACUAGGCUUGGCGAAACAGACUGAUUAAAUGGAAAACGUACCAAUGCAAUACUAGAAAAAUACAAGAUGGUCUAUUAUAAUGCGGGAAAAAAUCAGCAUGGGAUUUCCUCCUCAAAAAUAACUUCCAAAUUUUAUUUUUUUUUCCAAUAUCAAACAUCAAUCCAAAUAAAACCUCUAACUCCACGUAGGGUGGGUCCCUGGGUACCUUUUCUUUUGUACUAAAUUUUUUUAAUAAUGCUUGUAUAUUUUUUUCCAUGACGUACAUUUCCCAGCUUCAUCUAUAGGAUAUUUACCAUGAUAAUACCAAGUACCAUGAUAAUGUGACAACUAACUAUUAGAACGUUCUCGACCGGUAGUUUCGUUUUUUGCACUGCAAACAGCACUUAAUAUUGUUAUAGUCAAUGUGUAUACCUUAUUUGUUAUCUAGUUCGUAUAAUUUAUUUAAUUUUCUUAGCUGCAAGGUUGCGUAUGCUGCUUGAGAUGAUUUAUUAAUAAAACAAUUAAAAAAUUUCGUCCUUUUUGUUAUAACAUAAUGACCAA